Miscanthus lutarioriparius is the source of this 378-nucleotide messenger RNA. The record is from the annotation of a GenBank genome assembly. NCBI's taxonomy places the organism in Eukaryota, Viridiplantae, Streptophyta, Magnoliopsida, Poales, Poaceae.
AUGGCAUACGUCAAAAAGUACUUGGCUCAAACAGUCUUUACACCUUCUAUAAAUUGGGUACCACCACGAAAGUACAUAUCGAACAAAUCAAAGAUCAUUGCUUGCAAGGAGCUCCUUAUAGCUGGUUCACUAAGAGCAAUGAAGAUUCUUGUGUGUGCUGUUCUCAUGCUGGUCCUCAUCAGCAAUUGCACUGCAGAGAUGCCCCCUAUAAUGGCUGUAGAAAAGAGCAGCCGUGAUGAAGUCGCAGGACGAGCAAAGGCAUAUGCUGCAACAUUCAAGAAAAUCGGUAAUAAUAAUAAGGAUGACGAUGUACAUGGACAGCAUGAGGACCCCGCUACCAAAGGGAAACCAUGCCCCACUACCAAAGGGAGACCAUGA